UAUCCUUCAGGCAUAAAAUUAGGUUUUGUGCUUCGGGGUGCAAUCUGAAAAAGGAGCAUGAAGGGACAUCCUUCUAGACAGGCUCCAAAAGGUGAAAAUCACAUUGAGAGUUCAGGAAGCCCUCGUAGGCGGAAGGAAUCAGCAAUAUGGAGUCCUGGUGAAGCGCGUAGGCCCAUCUUACAGGAAGCUCCUGUGUACUAUCCAAAUGAUGAGGAGUUCAAAGAUCCACUUGGUUAUAUUGCAAGCAUUCGCCACAACGCACAGCAAUAUGGCAUAUGCAGGAUUGUACCACCUGCAUCUUGGAGUCCACUCUGUCCACUUAGAGAGAAGAAUGUGUGGGAAUGUGCAAAGUUCUCGACUCGAAUCCAGCAAGUUGAUUUACUUCAGAAUAGGGAGCCCAUGAAAAAGAAAAAAACCAGGAAGAGGAAAAAACGAUCGCACUCAAAGACGGGAUCAACAAGGAGACAACCCAGAUCUCUAGGUUCUGAAUCAAAUACUAAUUCAGACAGUAGUGAUGACAAGUUUGGGUUUCAGUCAGGGUCUGACUUCACAUUUGCGGAAUUUCAGACAUUUGCCAAAGAUUUUAAAGAGUUAUAUUUUAGGAUGAAGGAUACUGAGGUUUGGAAACCCUCCAUUGAAGAAAUUGAAGGUGAGUAUUGGCGCAUCGUUGAGAAUCCAACAGAUGAAGUUGAGGUGUUAUAUGGAGCUGAUCUGGAAACUGGAGUAUUUGGCAGUGGAUUCCCUCUAGAAUCUUCAUCUCCAAAAGCUAGUACUUUAGAUCAGUAUGCGACUUCUGGUUGGAACUUAAACAACUUAUCACGCCUGCCAUGUUCUGUAUUGUGCUUUGAGGAAAGCAAUAUCUCAGGAGUUCUGGUCCCAUGGCUGUAUAUUGGAAUGUGCUUCUCAUCAUUUUGUUGGCAUGUUGAGGACCACCAUCUUUAUUCUCUGAAUUAUAUGCAUUGGGGUGAGCCAAAGAUUUGGUAUGGAGUGCCAGGAAGUCAUGCUGCAGCCCUGGAGGAUGCAAUGAGAAAGCAUUUGCCAGAUCUGUUUGAGGAACAACCAGAUUUGCUUCACGAACUAGUGACUCAGUUGUCUCCUUCAGUUUUGAAGUCAGAGGGUGUACCAGUGUACCGCGCUGUUCAGAGCGCAGGGGAGUUUGUGCUCACAUUCCCAAGAGCAUAUCAUUCUGGAUUUAACUGUGGGUUCAACUGCGCAGAGGCUGUUAAUCUAGGCCCUGUUGAUUGGUUAGAGCAUGGACUAACUGCUGUGGAGCUCUACAGUAAACAAUGUCGUAAAACCUCGCUUUCACAUGAUAAGUUGCUUAUAGGAGCAGCUAGUGAAGCUAUCCGAGCACUGUGGGAGCUCUCAGCUGUUAAGAAUAUUAACAGUAUAAACUUGAGAUGGAGAAGUUUCUGUGGGAAGGACGGCAUGCUUACUAGAGCUAUUAAGGGAAGAAUUGAAAUAGAGGAGGAAAGACUGGAGCGUCUUUUACCUCUUGUACAACUUCAGACAAUGGACAAAGAUUUUGGCUUGAAAGAUGAGCAGGAAUGCUUUUCUUGCUUUUACGACUUGCAUCUCUCUGCAGUUAAAUGCCAAUGUACCCCGGGACAGUUUUCAUGCCUUAAACAUUCUAACCUAAUGUGUUCCUGUGAACCAGAGAACAAAACUGUUCUCGUCCGUUACAACAGAGAUGAACUGAACACACUGGUACAAGCAUUGGAGGGGAAAUUGGUUGCUAUUGAACAAUGGACUUCCAAGGAUCCUGAUAAUUUUUCUUUAAAUAGGAGGCAGCAUAACUCUGUGAAGCAGGAUUCAGAGAGGGAUGGAUUGGAAAUGGAUCCCUCGAUGAAAAAUGAUAGCUUAUCAGGUUUGUUGAGAGAACAAAAUCAUAAUCCAAAGAAGCAGUGCAGCUCAUGCUCUGAUGAUGCGACCACCUCGUAUGCUUCGAGUCACAGUAGUGGGAAGAAAUUAUUUGGGGUUGAUCUUUCCAGAGGUUCUCCUGCUGUUCUACAAAACGGAACAUUUGACUCAGAAAAAGAUCUCCUGAGCACCAAGGUUUCUGAACAAACGCUUUUGUACCAUGUUGACCCUCUAAGUUUAGGGUCAAUUGCCUCAGGAAAGCUUUGGUGCAGUAAGCAGGCAAUAUUCCCCAUAGGAUUUAGAAGUCGUGUUAAGUUCUUCGAUGCCAGCAGUCCCGAGAUAACUAGUAGCUAUAUAUGCGAGAUCCUGAAUGGUGGGCUCAUUGGACCUCUAUUCAAGGUUAGCUUAGAAGAGUGUCCAGAUACGAAGUUUGGGAGUUCAUCAGCGCAGAAAUGCUGGGAAAUGGUCUCGCAUAGAGUCUUUGAAGAACUAGCAACGAAGUUAAAUCCAGGAAGGCAAGAUUUGCCACCAUUGCAACCUGACACAGAAAGCAUCAACGGUCUCGGAAUGUUUGGGUUACUCUCCCCACAGAUAGUUCAGUCCAUUGAAGCUCUUGAUACAAACCGUCAAUGUCUGGAGUACUGGAACAACAAGCUAAAACUCAAGGACGAGUGUGUAACUGUCAAAGGGCCUUCAGGUUCAUCGGAGAGUACUGUUGACAUGGCAAGAUCUGCUGUGAUGGAAAGAGGUCAGUGUUCAGGAACCAAGGUGGCUACAGAGGAGGAGCAUGCUAAUUAUAGUUCAUCUAACACCGAGUUACAGUUAGUACUUAGGAGGCUUCUGAAUAAAGCAGAUCCAGAAGAACUGAGAAUAAUGCACAAGAUCUUGUGCAGUGGAUCAACAAGCCCUGAGUGGAGAAUAGCAUUUGCAACAUUGAGUCAAGAGAUCCAGAGGAAAGUGUAAAUUUUGGGAUCUCUCAUUCUUUCGUCUUAGUUAGGCUGUCUUCAUCAGCUUAAUUCUUUUGAAAUAUUAACAUAAG
Messenger RNA from Solanum verrucosum, 2899 nucleotides. Its product is annotated as lysine-specific demethylase JMJ18-like. The transcript has 11 exons. Gene Ontology annotation, cellular component: nucleus. Lineage: Eukaryota; Viridiplantae; Streptophyta; Magnoliopsida; Solanales; Solanaceae. Gene Ontology annotation, biological process: chromatin remodeling. Bases 58 to 2823 code for a protein of 921 amino acids. The record is from RefSeq and is a predicted model, not a curated record. Gene Ontology annotation, molecular function: histone H3K4me/H3K4me2/H3K4me3 demethylase activity.